CGCUUCCUAUUUCAGCUACAAACACAGAAAUAGCAAUUACUUGUGGAUACAGAAUUCAGAACAUCAAGUCAGGAUUUUAAAAUGUCUCAUCCAGUCACAGGACAGCCACAGGUUAUUACCACAACAUAUACUUCCACAUAUCCAUCUUCCUGGAGCACAGGACUAAUGAGUUGUUGCGAGGACAUGGGGAUCUGUCUAUGCGGAACAUUUCUUCCUUGUGUCCUGGAAUGUAAAGUUGCACAGGACUUUGGAGAAUGCUGCUUACUUCCCUGUCUGCCAGGAACAUUCAUUCCCAUACGCACAGGAACAAGGGAGCGUUACCAUAUUAAGGGGAGUGUGUUAGAAGACUGGGUCUAUACCUGCUGCUGCCCUUUGUGUUCUCUAUGUCAGGUUGCACGAGAACUUAAAGCAAGACGAUGAAUUCAACAAAACCAAGAAGCCAUCUGUGAAGUUUCAACACUCUUCUGUGUAACAUGGCACAGUCAUUUUGUCUAAAUCUUGAAUUCUAUUUCUUUGUAUUAAUAUUUUCUCAUAAUAACAUAAAGCAAUGAAAUUUAAAAUGCAAGUAAAUUGUUUUAUUAUAACAUGUUUAAAAGAAAUGAUAACUGGAGCAAAGUCAUCAAGUGUAUACAAAAGAUGUAACAUUCGAUGGGCUAAAACUGCACUCCUCUAAAAAAAUCUGUUCUCCAUUCUUUUUGAUGAAGGCCCCAGUACGUGGAGAAUUUUAAAUGUGUCUGUUAACUGUAAAGAAAUACAUUUGCUUACCACAAAUACACUGCAGUAUUUUUUAGAAGUUAAAAGAGCCCAGGCUACAGUGUUAUCAAAAUUUCUACCUUCUCAUGACUCUCAAACAUGAGAAGUAGAAGUCAUUUUUCAUCCAUAUUGUUGCAGCAAAGACAAAGCAAAUAAUGCAAUUAAACAUGAUAUCUUCAAUUUUGCCAACAAGACUGCUUAAACACAGAGGUAUGGGUAUUUGCAUAAAUCUCUUAUGUUUCUUCAUAAAAUCAUUUUAGUAACUGCUGCCCUAAUAAAGUGUCAUUCUUUUUCAUCUCAGAUGUUGGUAGAUAAUAUUGCGU
Protopterus annectens (West African lungfish) is the source of this 1076-nucleotide messenger RNA. It is a transcript of the gene CNFN, whose product is annotated as cornifelin. Gene Ontology annotation, cellular component: cornified envelope. The transcript is spliced from 4 exons. Lineage: Eukaryota; Metazoa; Chordata; Ceratodontiformes; Protopteridae. The coding region runs from base 82 to 420 and encodes 112 amino acids. The record is from RefSeq and is a predicted model, not a curated record.